UUUGCGUUGUUUAAUUUGCAAUGUCGUGUGAAAACAUCUCAUGGCGGAGUGGUCAAGAACUGUUGAAGCAAGCCACUUUGGUAGAGGUCCGACCAGGCCGGAAGCUACGAGUUUUAAGACAAGAACCUCGAGAGCCCAAAAUGCCAACAUGUUUGCUCGUGCAUGGAAGUGCUGCAUCUUUGACCCAAUACUUGGCCCUGGCGGAGGCUUUGAAGACGCUGGGCUAUGGUGUAGUGUGCUAUGACUGGCUGGGGUGUGGCUUGAGCGACAAGCCGGAUCAUUGGGAAUCAUAUGCUUUUGACGAGCUUCUUUACGACCUAAAAGCGAUUUGGGAUGCGAAGUGGCCUGGGAAAUAUUUCGUAGUGGGACACUCCUUUGGAAGCCACUUGGUUCUUCGGCUUGGGGCAAUGUUGGCAGACACCAUGUUGGCCGGAGACACCAUUGCUGGUUUGAUUCUGUUGGGAGCAGCAAAGCAGUUCCCUGAAGGCCAUCCAAUCUUCCGACUCCCAGUGUUUGUCCUGCAGUGGCUGCAGCCGAGCCUUACAAAGGCCUUCUUGCAGAUGGCGCUUGCUUCCAAUGAUCCAGAGCUUAUUCAGCAGGAGACGGAUGGCUGCAAUGCGAAUCCCAUGUACAUGUGCAAAGCCUAUUACAGACAGGUGAGAAAUGUCAGUGAUGACGAGAUUGCCAAGUGCCGCAGUCUUCCCAGUUUGCUGAUUAGAGGCGACUGUAGCAUACUUUGAACCCCUUAGCAGUUCUGAGCGUGUUGAAUGUGUGGAACACUGCUUUGAACUUUUACAUCUAGGAAGUUGGUGAACUGCAUUUAGCCAUACUAAUUUCGUGCUUCCCUUGAGCCUCAGGUGGCCAGGAUGGCAUUGUCUCUGCCUCGGACGUGGAGGCCCUUGCUGUAGCAAUGCCACUGGCACAGAUGAAAACUGUGGCGAAUGCUGGCCACGUCCCGAUGCUAGAGGAACCGGGCAAGGUGGCAGAACUGAUCGACGAGUUCAUCAAGUCCAUCUGAGGUUUGAAAUCGCUGUAGCAGUAGCAUGUAUUCGAUCAGGCCUUUUUGAAACCCAUCUUGAAGGCCACAUUUAUCCUGAUCAAUUGGGGUAAAUUAAAUAGUUUUCACUUGUCACUUGGUCCCUCAAAACAUGGAGGGUCUGCAAAUUUGAUUCAACAAGUGGAAA
Molecule: messenger RNA, 1184 nt
Organism: Durusdinium trenchii
Lineage: Eukaryota; Dinophyceae; Suessiales; Symbiodiniaceae
Source: the annotation of a GenBank genome assembly